AUUCAUGAGACUGAUAUUAUUGGUAUGGGUAUAGCGAGUAAUGGCAGAUACAUAAUGUCUUGUUCAAAUAAAACCGACAUGGUAAUUUGGGAUCUCAAAGGUCAGGUACUAACAAAAAUUGAUACAUACCUCAUGAACACCACGUGCGCAAAACUGUCACCUUGUGGAAAAUUCGUAGUUGCAUCAGGUUUCAGCCCCGAAGCUAAAGUGUGGGAGGUGAUAUUCAACAAAUCAGGUGAAUUCCAAGAAGUGAAGCAAAUCAAACAAUUAACUUUAGGUGGCCACACUUCUGGGGUAUACGAUAUAGCUUUCGACGUAGAUUCUUCGCACAUGGCCACUGUUUCAAAAGACGGUACCUGGAAUCUGUAUGACACGAAAGUGAAUUAUAAACUGGGAGAAGAUGCUCGGAUAAUCAGAUCUGGAAAAUAUGAUCAGUGUAGCGGUAAUGCCCGUAUUGCCUUAUCUCCAGAUGCAGAAGUUAUUGUUAUUACAACAUCUAACAAAAUGUCAUUUUAUUCAGCCUCAACUGCCAAACUGGACAAUACUAUUGAAAAUGUUUUUCUAGGUGAUAUAACAUCGCUUAUGUUUGACUCUACUGGAAAAUACAUUCUUGUGUCUGGAGAUAAGCAGAUUAAAAUUUUUCACAAUGUUACUGGCUACAGAUGCACAAUUGAAACUGCCAAGGAAAAACUAAAGGAGCAUCAAACUUCAGCAACCAAAGAGAGACUCCAGAAGCUGAUAACUGAAUGUCAAGACUUCAUAAAAAACAUUGAUAGAAAAUAAGUUCAAACUAUUGACAGAUAUCAAUGUUCUGCCACUAUAUUUCAAAUACGUUCCUUCAGUAUUUGACUGAAACUAUAUAUUCUUAUAUAUUUUCAAUAAAAAGUUAUUAACUGUAUGACAUA
Molecule: messenger RNA, 905 nt
Organism: Leptinotarsa decemlineata (Colorado potato beetle)
Lineage: Eukaryota; Metazoa; Arthropoda; Insecta; Coleoptera; Chrysomelidae
Product: transducin beta-like protein 2
Biological process (GO): endoplasmic reticulum unfolded protein response
Cellular component (GO): endoplasmic reticulum; nucleus
Molecular function (GO): nucleic acid binding; exonuclease activity; protein binding
Source: RefSeq, a predicted model, not a curated record